This is a messenger RNA of Pneumocystis jirovecii RU7, 1579 nucleotides long. RefSeq lists its product as uncharacterized. The record is from RefSeq and is a predicted model, not a curated record. The coding region runs from base 1 to 1539 and encodes 512 amino acids. Lineage: Eukaryota; Fungi; Ascomycota; Pneumocystomycetes; Pneumocystales; Pneumocystaceae. The transcript has 7 exons. Gene Ontology annotation, molecular function: flavin adenine dinucleotide binding; oxidoreductase activity; FMN binding. Gene Ontology annotation, cellular component: cytosol.
AUGCGGUUCGGCGUUUUUGGCAUUGGGAGUACACAGUAUCCGAGGUGCGGCUGGGCAUGUAUGCGUGCUGGCUCACGUGCGCAGGUACAACUGGUCGGCGAAGAAGCUGGAGCGGCGGCUGGCGCAACUCGGUGCACGUGCACUCUGUGCCCGCGGAGAGGCGGACGAGCAGAGCGCAGAGGGGUAGGGGUCUGGGCGGCACUCGAACGGUGGUCGGAGGGGCUCUGGGCAGCACUCGAGGCAGCGCAUCCGCUGCCACCCGGGCUGGAGAGGCUCUCGGAGGACGAGCUCCUGCCAGCGUCGUUCUCGGUGGCCGUAUCGGUGGCCGCAGGCGGGCCAGGCGUCGAGGUGCCGAUAAGGGUUAGGGGGAGGGUUAGGGCCAGGGUGUUGAGAAACGCGCGCAUUACAGCAGAGGAGCACUGGCAGGAGGUGCGGCACGUGGUGCUGGGCGUCGACGGGGCGGUCGAGUACCGCCCGGGGGAUCGGGUGGUGCUGUACCCAAAGAACCCGGAAAGGGAAGUGAGUGUGCUACUGGAGUGUAUGGGGUGGGCGGGGAUAGCGGACGCGCCGCUCAGCAUAAUCAGCAGGGAGCGGCAGGGGGAGUGGGGAGUGUGGGGAGAAGGGGGAGAGGGGAGGACGACGUUACGGCACCUUUUCACGGAAGUGCUGGACUUUAUGUCAGUGCCGCGGCGGACGUUUUUCGAGUUUUUAGCGCACUUCACGGAGAAUCGGGCGUUUGCAGAGAAGAUGCGGCACUUCUGCACGCAGGAGGGGCAGGAGGAUAUGUACAGCUAUGCAGGAUGGCCAAGGAGGACGAUUCUGGAGGUGAUUCAGGACUUUUGGCCGGUAAAUGUUCCUCUGGACUAUAUAUUUGAUGUGUUUCCGGUGAUGCGUGGGCGAAAAUUUUCGAUUGCAAGCAGUUGGAGGGUGAAUCCGGGGCGGAUCGACCUGUGUGUAGCAAUUGUUAAAUACAAGACGGUUUUGAGGGGAUUUAGAUAUGGGGUCUGCACAAGAUGGGUAUCUGUUCUUUCGGAGGGCAUGGAAAUAGGGAUAGAUGUUUUACCAGGUGUGUUAAGAAAGACGGGGUCGCCGAUGGUUCCGAUUGUCCUGGUGGGGCCGGGGACGGGUGUUUCACCGCUACGCUCCUUGAUCCAGGAGCGUAUUUUUGAAGGAAGUAAAGAUAAUGUAUUGUUUUUUGGGUGUCGAUCGAAGGACAAGGAUUUCUUGUUUAGAGAUGAAUGGAUGGGGUAUUGCAGUAGCGGGAAUCUGAUUUUGUUGACAGCGUUUUCAAGAGACCAGGACGAGAAAAAAUAUGUUCAGCACAUUAUGGAAGAGCAUUCGAAGAUUGUAUAUGACUAUUUAUAUAAUAAACAGGGUAUUUUGUAUUUGUCAGGAAACUCCCGUUUUAUGCCGGAGGUCGUUAAACAAGCAUUUCUUAAUAUUUUGAUGAAAGAAGGGAAUUUUACUUUUGAGCAAUCUAAGGCAUGUCUUUUGGCAAUGGAGAAAGGGGGUCGAUAUAUGCAAGAAACAUGGUCAUAGAAUUUUGUAUUGGUGUUAGAGUAUUAGAAAACUAUGCAUG